Molecule: messenger RNA, 3948 nt
Organism: Pseudozyma flocculosa PF-1
Lineage: Eukaryota; Fungi; Basidiomycota; Ustilaginomycetes; Ustilaginales; Ustilaginaceae
Exons: 5
Coding region: 1-3948 (1315 amino acids)
Biological process (GO): tRNA wobble uridine modification
Cellular component (GO): cytoplasm; nucleus
Molecular function (GO): tRNA binding; S-adenosylmethionine-dependent methyltransferase activity
Source: RefSeq, a predicted model, not a curated record
AUGGACACAUCCAACAAGGCUCCGAUACCGGCAUCUUCGGCAUCCGUGCCGCCGCCGCCGCCGCCAACAGGCAGCGCCAAUGGAGGUGGCACAGCAUCGGGAGAGCCGCACCUGCCCGUCUCUGCGGAUGCUCUUCCCUCUGCCACUGCCGGACAGGCUACGGAAGGGACCGACCAGACCGCCGCCGCUGCUUCUACUAAUUCUGCUGCCUCUGCAGCUGGUGCCGACACCGCCUUCGCCGCUGCCCAUUCGGCCCAUGCCGCCCUCGCGGCGAAGUCGGCCGGGCCGAGCCGACUACAUCUCCUCAGCUCAUCAGUCCACAGCCUCUACGGCGCGGCGGCAGACUCCCGCAGUCACGGCGGCGACCAAGCAGCCUCAACCAGCGACGCAGUUCGCGCGGAUGCACCGCCAUCCUCUGCACCCGUUUCGUCUCCGGACACAAGUCUCUCGCGCCAGCAGUUCCACUCUCUCGUCGCCCAGAUCCGUCAGGCCGCCGCCAACUUUGCCCAGACCAGCCCUGCUUUCUCCCAGCAGUCCUCAGCCCAGCAGAUGCCCUCUCAGCCAUCGCAGCUGCUGCAGCCUCCCUCUCUCGAAGCUUCGGCGACCUCCAACGCGGUGAGACGCUACGUCUCGCUCCUCGCAGAGACGUCCAAGCACAUCGCCGAGCUGCGUCACUCGAUCGAUUCCUUUUCCCCCGUGGCCGCGCCUCGGACAAACGACCGCGUCUCCUCGUCGGCCAUGUCCGUCAGCUUGGCCCGUCUACGCUCCUUGGCCGCGUCAAAGGACGUCUCGGGACAUCCGGACAAGGCCACCGAGGCCCUCGAUGCCCUGUGCACCGCCCUCGAGGCCCAUGCCCGCGCCCUCGGCCUCGAGACCUUCGCAGAACGUGCAGAGCAGACGCAGACCCAGCCCUCGUCCAGCACGCGACCCGCAGAGACGCUCGUGCAUACCCUCACAAUCGGUGCAAAGAUCCUCGUCAUCGACGUCGAGCUCGCCGUCCAGCGGCAGGACACUGAUGCCACUCUCCGACCCGUCGUCCGUCUCAAGCUGUCAUACGCCAACGACGCCGACCACGCCUCGCCAAGCAGGGACCCGGCACUGGCAGACCUGCUACAGAGAGACGUCCAAUCUGCGGCCGACUUGCUCUUCGGUGUCGAUGAGGAGCGGCAGCGACAGCAGCAUCAGCAGCAGAGGUGCCCAUCCGCUCGCAUCGCCGACUGCUUUGUGCGCCUCGGUGCCAACCUCGAGGCUCUGCUGCACUUUGACGAGGUGGCAGCUCAGGUGCACGAGGCAGGCCCCGCGGCCGAAGUCGAUGUCUUUGAUGCUCUGCAGCAGCUCAGCUCGCAGGUGUAUCGAGUCGCCGAGGCAGAGAGGCAGGACGCCGCCCUGGCCGCUUCGGCGUCCGGCAGCACCGAGGCCGCGGCGGAGCGACGGCUGCUCGAGCGUGGCCACGGAAUCGCAUCCGUCCACCGGGCCCGCCCCUUCCUCGAGGUCGUGUAUGCCCGCGACGAGGUGUGCCAGGUCGACUAUCGGCUCAGCCUCGGCGUCGGUGCUCUCGACUUGGGCGCCGAAUCCUCGCCAUCCGACGCAUCGUCCGGCCCGUCGUGGUCCAUGGGCAGCAGGGCGCUGGCCGCGCUCCAAGAGGCCCAGGCCGGCAUGGACCCGUCCUCGAAGCUGGGCAGCGUCAGGCGGGGCGCGUCCACCGUACCAGUCCGCUUCAUCGCGCAGCUCGACCCGCCCGUCGUCGUCACACGAGCCACCGCCGCCAAGCUGGCGAGCAUCUGCCGACUGCCCGGCAGUACAAAGACGGUGGCUGCCUCAUCCCUCGGCGGCUCGAACUCCCAGCCCGCCUCGUCAGCGGAUGGCGCAGUGUGGUUCGAAGACGUCCUGGCAUCGGCGUGGGCGCAGCGGCCGACUGCUCCGUCCGCAAGCGACUACCUGCCUCGCUGCUCAUUCACCCUGGCGCGCACACCCGACAGCUUGCGCGACCCCAAGUCGCAGGGCCUCAUUGUCGAUGCGCUGCCCUUGAUGUGCUCCGGGCCUGUCUCGAACGAAGCUGGUGCCUCGGGCGCAGAUGCGAUGGACGUCGACCAAGGCGCAUCAUCGGCUGCCAGCACUGCAGCCCGUCUGUUUGCGGCCAUCGAGACGCUCCGGGACGAGGUCAGGACAACCGAGCUGGCUCACUCGGCGCUGUCCAGCAACCAGGACGACCCGGGCGCCACGACGGCUCCUGCUGCCGAGCCGACCCUCGACGAGCUCCUGGGCGAUGCUGCGCCGCCUUCGGGUCCGGCCAAGAUCCCAGUCGUCAUCAGCUGGCGAGGCCCUGUGGCGAGCGCCACCGCAGAUCCGGCGUCGACCGCUGAGCCGCCACAGCCCCUGCUGAUGGACCUCGGCUUCGGCGUUGCGGCGCACCGUUCAGCGCAAGCUGGCCGAUCGCACCUCGACAUGCAGGUGACUGUCAGCCCCGCCGCACCCUCAUCGCCAGAUGCCGCCUGGAGAGUCGAGGUGACUUCCGUGCUGCGCGGCGCAGAUCCCCCUGCGCAGACCAAGAAGCUGGCCGCCGACGAUCCGGCGGCACAGCAGCUGGCGGCUCAGUUGUCGCAGGCCGGGGCGGCCAGCGGGCUCGAGGCGCUCGAUCGGAUCGUCGUGAUGGCCCUGGAGUGGGCCCAGGCGCAGCUUGGCGUCCAGGCCGAGAUCCCAGCACCGCCGUCCGCCGGGAAGAACGACGGCGGCUUUGACCCUUCGGCGUACGAGGAGCAGAACGUGCACGCCGUCUACGAAACGAUCGCGCCUCACUUCUCGAGCACACGGUACAAGCCCUGGCCAUUGAUCCCGCUCUUCAUGUCGACGUUGCCCGCUGGGAGUAUUGGUGCAGACCUUGGAUGCGGGAACGGAAAGUACCUCCCCAUUCGAUCCAUGCUCGCACAGUCGUCCGACGUUGCGGCGGCUCGAGACACCAUCGCGGCGGACUCUUCGCCAAACAGCCUCCUGACCAUCGGCGUGGAUCGGUCGUCGAACCUGCUCAGCCUCGCGCAGACCAACUUUGGCCAAGAUGCUGCCGUUGGAAAGGAUGUUGACAGGACGGACGCGGCGCCUUCGCCGCCACGACGCCUCCACGAAGUCGCGGUCGGCGACGCGAUGAUGAGCGGUCUGAGGACCGGAGUAUUUGACUAUGCCAUCAGCAUCGCAACAAUCCACCACUUCUCGACGUGGGAGCGGAGAGCCAAGGCGGUACAGGAGCUCAUCCGACUUGUACAGCCAGUCGCUUCUGCUCCGACCGCGUCCGCCUCUCCACCCGAGGCCGAGGACGAGGCAUCGAUCCGGCUCAAUGGCGGACGAGGCGCGGGACGAUUCAUGAUCUUCGCGUGGGCCCUCGAGCAAAAGGACGAGGGCAAGCGGCAGUUUGAGGGCAUCGCAAAGGGAGGGGCGGAAGCGGCGGAACGCAAGAGCAAGGAGAGACUCGUCUCGGACAGCGGGCUGGGAUCGCUGUCGAGGAGAGAGGCGUACGAGAAGAGCAGCAAGGACGCGGCCGACGAGCAGGAUCUGCUUGUGCCGUGGGUGCUCACACAGCCCAAGGCCAAGAACAAGCCCCAGCACGGCAAGGGUGUGACGGGAGAGAAGGGCAGCAGAAGAGGUGGUCGGAAAGACAAGCCAGCAGAGGCGCCGCCCGACGCGACGCGCAUCGAAGACGACCUGUCCACGCUCAAGGUGGACGACAAGCCGGCCGAGGAUGCCGCGCCGGCCGUGGCGGGAGCUGCUCCCGUCUACCAACGAUACUACCACGUUUUCCGAUCCGGCGAGCUCGAGGCGCUCGUGGAAGCGGCAGGCGAGGCGAUGCCCGUGGUUCACCGGCGCAACGGCCAGCUGGCCAGCAUCAAGGUGAUCUGCGAGGUCAGCGGCUGGGAGCGCGGCAACUGGUGGGGCAUCUGGAGGGUCGAGUGGGCCUAG